This is a messenger RNA of Salvia miltiorrhiza (redroot sage), 4245 nucleotides long. Its product is annotated as eIF-2-alpha kinase GCN2. Gene Ontology annotation, cellular component: mitochondrion; cytosol. Gene Ontology annotation, molecular function: ATP binding; protein binding; eukaryotic translation initiation factor 2alpha kinase activity. NCBI's taxonomy places the organism in Eukaryota, Viridiplantae, Streptophyta, Magnoliopsida, Lamiales, Lamiaceae. The transcript has 30 exons. Gene Ontology annotation, biological process: protein phosphorylation; mitochondrial translation. The record is from RefSeq and is a predicted model, not a curated record. The coding region runs from base 317 to 4018 and encodes 1233 amino acids.
CGCCAUGUCCAAUCUGUCUCGGUAGCCCACUGUAAAAUCUCUCUCUCUCUCUCUCUCUCUCUCAUACACAUAAUGUAUAUAUAUACAGAACAAAAGUGAUGAUCUUAGACGCUGGCUUCUCUCCACCUUCGACUAUGCCGCCACCUUUCUCCUCACUAUAGUCUCCAAAUUCCGAGCAACUGAAUUGAUUCCGAGCAUCAUUUGAAAUUUGAAACGCAGCUCUCUACCUCGCUUUGGAAGGCAGAUUUGCCGAUAACUUAAUAGUAAAUGCUCUCGAACAGCUCAAAUUCGAUUUGAGGCAAAAAGUUAUAAGCAAAUGGGCGGUUCGAAGAAGAAGAAGAAGCGGGGCGGAGGCGGAGGCCGCCGCGCCCAGUCAAAGGACCAUCACUCGACUGUCGCCGAUAAUUCUGAAAUUUUAACCGAGGAAGUAACUGCGUUGUGUGCAAUAUUUCAGGAUGAUUGCAAAGUUGCUCCUGAAUCACCUCCUCGUAUCAACAUCAAGCUCAGGCCAUACUCAAAGGAUACCGGAUAUGAGGAUUCUGAUGUUUGUGCUCAGCUUUCUGUGAGAUGUUUACCAGGUUAUCCAUAUAAAUGCCCGAAGCUGCAGAUAAUACCAGAGAAAGGCUUAUCAAAAACUGAUGCUGAUAAUCUUUUAUCUCUACUUUAUGAUCAGGCUAAUUCUAAUGCUCGAGAAGGACGCGUCAUGAUUUACAAUUUAGUCGAAGCUGCGCAAGAAUUCUUGUCUGAAGUUAUUCCUCAAGAGCAGACUCGUGAAUCUGUUGUCUGCCAUGGUACUGAUAAGAGUUUCUUGCUCCCAACGAAGGAUGGUACUGUCAGAAGUGGCACGAUCUGUUCUUCUGGAGGACCUUUUAUCUUUAGUCAUUUAGAUCUUUUCAGUGGUUCUGGGGAGUUGUGGCAGUGGAACCUAGAAAUGGAAGAGAGCAGCAAGGUAGUGUCUUCUCAUACAUUUGAUAAUCCAAAAGCGGGAAAUGGUAGUUUGGACAAGAAACCAGACAAGCGUAUGAAGUCACCAUUGGUGGAAAGUUAUAAGCCAGAGCAUGUCAAUAAUCAGUCAUUAAGAUUAGGUACGCUUGAAGAAGAGAGUGAAGACGAAACAAAAAGUGCUGAUUUGAGUUCUGAUGAAUCAGUUGGAAAUGGUACCAUUAACCACUUAAAGGAUAUGUUUGUAGAAGGAAAUCUAACAGAAACUGACAAUAGUAGUACAAAUAGUGAUUCAGAAUCGUCUGAGUUUGCUAAUCAAAUUCAAUCUUUUCAGACUAUGCAGAGGGACUUGCUCCUGGCCCACUUACUUCGCCUUGCUUGUGCUCCUAAAGGAGCACUUGCUGAUGCUUUGCCAGAAAUUACAUCAGAGCUCCUCAAUCUGGGGAUUGUUUCAGAAGAUGUGCGAGAUAUGGCUAUCAAACCAUCAUCAUCUUUUGACAAGAAUUUUGAUCGUGUGUUUGGGAAGCAUAUUAGCUCAUCAAAAAUAUCUCACUUUUGGAAAACUGCUUCUGAUUUAGGAGGCCAAAGUUCUUCAGUUCCAAAUUCCCGUUAUUUAAAUGACUUUGAGGAGCUUCAACCUCUUGGACACGGUGGAUUUGGCCACGUUGUAUUAUGCAAGAAUAAGCUAGAUGGUAGGCAUUAUGCCGUGAAGAAGAUUCGAUUGAAGGAUAAAAUUCUGCCUGUAAAUGACCGCAUAUUAAGGGAAGUAGCUACUCUUUCGAGGUUGCAGCAUCAGCAUGUCGUUCGAUACUAUCAGGCUUGGUAUGAAGCAGGAGAUAUUGGAAAUCUUGGAAGCCUAGCAUGGGGUUCCACAACUGGCAUGAGUUCCAGUGUCAGCUUCAAGGAAACUGAUUCUUCAGAACAGUCUGCACAUGAAAAUAAGCUUGAGUCAACUUACCUCUAUAUUCAGAUGGAAUACUGCCCUAGGACUCUGAGGCAAAUGUUUGAAUCCUAUAAUCACCUUGAUAAGGAACUUGCGUGGCAUUUGUUUCGCCAAAUUGUGGAAGGCCUGGCACAUAUCCAUGGACAAGGAAUUAUCCAUCGUGAUUUGACUCCUAAUAACAUAUUUUUUGAUGCGCGAAAUGACAUAAAAAUUGGGGACUUUGGUCUUGCCAAAUUUCUGAAGUUGGAGCAACUGGACCAAGAUGUGGAUGUGGUUGAAACAGUUGGAGUAUCAAUUGACGGUACAGGUCAAGUUGGCACAUAUUUCUACACUGCCCCUGAAAUAGAGCAAGGCUGGCCGAAGAUUGAUGAGAAGGCUGACAUGUACAGUUUAGGAGUUGUGUUCUUUGAACUAUGGCAUCCUUUUGAGACAGCAAUGGAGAGACAUGUUUUGCUAUCUGAUCUGAAACUAAAAGGAGAGCUUCCUUCUAGCUGGGUCGCUGAAUUCCCGGAACAGGCAACCUUGCUUCGGCACUUGAUGUCUUCAAGUCCAUCAGAUCGGCCUUCAGCCACGGAGCUUCUUAAGCAUGCUUUUCCACCUCACAUGGAGUAUGAAAUGUUAGAUAAUAUUUUGAGGACAAUUCAUACUUCAGAAGACACAAGUAUAUACGAAAAGGUAGUGUCCGCAAUUUUUGACGAGGACAAGUUAAGGACAAAGGACAGUCAUGAGAAUGUUGGACGACCAAAAUCUAUUCGAGAUGAUAUCUCAUCAACUAUUUUCACAGAUGUAGAUACUGCUAACCGUGAUCUGGUUGUUGACAUUGUUAGAGAAGUUUACAGACAGCAUGGUGCAAAGCAUUUGGAGAUCUUUCCAAUGAGAAUAUUGGGAGAUGACCAUCAAGUAAAUAGGGGUACUGUCAAACUGUUAUCUCAUGGAGGAGACAUGAUUGAGUUUUGCCAUGAGCUGCGCUAUCCCUUCGUGAAAUGGAUCGUUGCAAAGCAGAAAUCAUUUUUCAGGCGGUACGAAAUAUCAUAUGUAUACCGAAGAGCAAUUGGCCAUUCACCUCCGAAUCGGUACUUACAGGGGGAUUUUGAUAUUGUUGGAGGAGCAACUGCAUUGACAGAGGCAGAGAUCAUAAAGGCUUCUGUGGACAUUGUUUCUCAAUUUUUCAAUUCAGAAUCAUGUGACAUUCAUCUAAAUCAUGGGGACAUAAUGGAGGCAAUAUGGUCUUGGACAGGAAUCAAACCUCAAAAUAGACAGAAAGUAGCUGAGCUUCUCUCACUUUUGGGUUCCUUGCGUCCUCAGUCUUCCGAAAGGAAGUCAAAAUGGGUGCUUAUCAGGCGCCAACUUCGACAGGAACUUGAUCUUUCUGAUGAUGCUUUAAAUAGAUUACAAACUGUGGGAUUGAGGUUCUGUGGAACUGCUGAACAGGCACUACCAAGACUACGAGGUGCCCUGCCUGCAGAUAAGUCCAUACGCAAGGCACUUGAUGAGGUUUCCGAACUUUUCAACUACUUGAGAGUUUGGAAGAUUGAAAGGCAUGUCUUCGUUGAUGCACUUAUGCCACCUACCGAAUAUUAUCACAGGAACUUGUAUUUCCAGAUAUAUCUCAAAAAGGAUAACAAUCCUGUAGCACUAACGGAGGGAACCCUGCUUGCAGUUGGUGGUCGUUAUGAUUACUUGCUUCAGCAGAUGGCUGAUUCUGAAUAUAAAUCAAGUCCACCCGGUGCAGUUGGAACAAGUAUUGCGCUAGAAACUAUUUUGCUACAUUCUUCUGUUGAUAAUAAAUCUCAUAGAAAUGACGUAGGCAUUAAUAUUCUUGUCUGUUCGAGAGGAGGGGGUGGUUUAUUGUUCGAGCGCAUGGAACUGGUGGCCGAAUUGUGGGAGGAGAAUAUCAGGGCAGAGUUUGUCCCGUUGCGUGAUCCAAGCCUUACUGAACAGUACGAAUAUGCAAGCGAGCAUGAUAUCAAAUGUCUUGUUGUCAUCACUGACUCUGGUGUAUCCCAAAAAGGCUCAGUUCAGGUCCGACAUCUAGAGCUCAAGAGAGAAAAAGAAGUUGAGAGGGAAAACCUUGUUAAGUUUCUAUCAGAGGCAAUGGCUACUCAAUUUAGAAACCCGUUUAUCUGGAGCUAGGUCAGCUCGAAACUGUACAGAUAUACUUGCUUGUGGAGAUAGAUCAGGAGGAGCUAAAUUUUGUUGCUGCUAAGUUUUGUAGCUAAGAAUUUUGAGUUGAAUUCUUUGUAUAGUGUUGCGGUUUAAUUUUCAAUGGUCUAUUUCAGUUUAUUUGCUUGGUGUCAUGUAAUAAUUUAGUUGUGUAUAGACGAUUUCUUUAUAAGAAAAAGAAAAAAAUAAAAAAGAAA